AUGUCUAGCUUUGUGGAGGAAAAUAUCAACCCCAACGGUUUCUCUCAAUUUUACCCACAUGAAUCUAUCCAUGAGAUUCCAUCUGAUUUUGGAGUUCAUGAAAGUAGCUUUCUUGAGCACAGCUCAAAGGGCGCUUAUUUUGGUGAUAAUGAGGCUUCUCUGACCAAAAAGCAAAUCAGUACAGAAUCAUCAACAGUGGUGGAUAAGCUUGAUACUAGUGAUCAGGUUACUCAGAAGGUGACUCCCAUGGUGAAGAAAAGGAAUAACAGAAAUGGGGCUUCCUUGAACUGUGCUCAACUAAAGGAGUUAGCAGAAGGGAAGACCAAGAAACAAAAGAAAUGUAAUGGCACCCUGAAAGAAGAAGAGAAGAAGCCUUAUAAAGCUGAAAAAGAACAGAAGAAAGUUGCUAAAGAGCCUCCAACAGGUUACAUCCAUGUAAGAGCAAGGAGGGGUCAGGCAACAGAUAGCCACAGCCUUGCAGAAAGGGUAAGAAGAGAGAAAAUAAGUGAGAGAAUGAAGAUAUUACAAGGACUUGUUCCGGGCUGCGACAAGGUAACUGGGAAGGCCCCGAUGUUGGAUGAGAUAAUCAAUUAUGUUCAGUCCCUACAAAAUCAAGUGGAGUUCCUUUCGAUGAUGUUAGCUUCAGUGAAUCCCAUGUCGUAUGACUUUGGAUUAAUGGACCUAGAGAGAUUGACAAGAAUGGCAUCCCCACUGUCACCUGCUGCUGCAACACAUUGCAGUACUGAUCCCAUGAGUACCGAGCCCACAGGUUUUGCUCAUACAACCACCACCACUGCCAUUACAACAGCUAAUAAUUACUAUCCUAUUGUGAACACUGUUUCACCCAAUGCCAAUGCAUUCAGCUCCCAGGAUAUUGCUUGCGUAUUUUGUGAAGUAGAAGACCAGCGACAAAACUUUCUUAUUCCAUCUGAGUUCGGCAACAACUUGUGUUUCUUCCACUCGAGUAAAAUACAACGUCAACUGCCCUACAAACAUCAUGGCACCAGUUUCAACGGAGGGGGCCUAAAAGUUGUUGCUUCAGAUCGACAAUAGAUAGAUUAAAGUGAUGUCUGAAGAUCAUGAAUAAAGGGUAGCAAAAUCAAUCGAUAAGGAGCAUGAAGGACAUAUAUAUAACUGAUCAAAUAGAUCCAGCUUGUUCCUAUAUAUAGCUAUCUUGACAACGUACCAGGCCAAGUGAUGCAAACAAAACCAAUGGUUAAGAGUUAU
Juglans microcarpa x Juglans regia is the source of this 1227-nucleotide messenger RNA. RefSeq names its product transcription factor bHLH137-like. The transcript is spliced from 8 exons. Bases 1 to 1053 code for a protein of 350 amino acids. Gene Ontology annotation, cellular component: nucleus. Gene Ontology annotation, biological process: regulation of DNA-templated transcription. The record is from RefSeq and is a predicted model, not a curated record. Lineage: Eukaryota; Viridiplantae; Streptophyta; Magnoliopsida; Fagales; Juglandaceae. Gene Ontology annotation, molecular function: DNA-binding transcription factor activity; protein dimerization activity.